UAUGCUCAUUCUUGCCUGUCAAAGUUAGCUUCACAAUUUUCUUCCAUCGUUGAAAGUUUGUACUACCCUCAAGUUUCCUAUCCGUAAUUCAAUUGGAAGAAGAGGACACUUCCUCGGUUAGCAUAGUACUCUUCUCACGAUCACCCAUUCUCCAAUAAUAAUAAGAAAACUAACACAAUAUUUUCCUUCAAGCAACUCAACUUCAACAAUUCAAUGCUCCAACACAAUUGAAAAAUAUGACAUCAACAAGUCACUUCAUACUAAUAAUCCAUCACUCUAAACAACUUGCUCCCUCCUACCAUCAACAAUUGAAUUCACCAAAAUGGACUAUCGAAAAGUCCAUAAGACUUCACAGAUCCAGUCAUAAGAAUAUUGCCAACACUGAAAAGGAUUUCAUAAGUUUGGUCAUGCGAAUGACUUCACAAAAUCAGUAACAAUACCAAAAACCUAGGAUCGGCCAGAUUUGCGAGGAUCAGCAAAAGUCACAAGGAUCAGGUUUGUGGGGACCCGCAGGAUCGGGGGGGCCACAGCACGUUAGCGGGGACCAGGGUCGGAUGGACCAGGCGACCUGUGUCCCACGAGAUGCAGUGCGAGUGGAUGACCCGAGGAUCACGACCCUGCUGGCGAGAAGAAGACGCUCUGGACCCUGCUGCGCAAGAUGAUCUGGACCAGUCGCUGACCCGAGAACCAGCAGUCGCGGAUCUAAGAAGAAGACAAUCUGAAACAGUGGCUAAGGACGUGAGGAGAAGGAGAAGGAGAAGGAGGAGACGAUCUGCUCUGAUACCAUAAUGCUGGUGCAAGUUCAUCUGGAAGCAAUUUGAGAUCGCUUGUCAUCGGAAUGGGCUUCAAACCAUCUCUUGUUGACAAAGUAAUUAGAGAAAGGGGUGAGAAUCUGGGGGACGAGUCUGUUGACUUGAUACUGGAGACUCUCAUAGGAUAUUCGUGUAAUCAGAAAUCGAAGUCUGAAUCUUCAGAUUCUCUGGAUAGCUUGUUUGAUGAUGAUGAUGAUGCUACCAGUCAUCCAGAACUUUCAACAGUUAUUGAACCAAAAGAGGAAUCUGUCUUUGUAGGAGGAGUCUAUGAUGAAAAAAGGGCAUCCUUGCAAAUGAUGCAUUUCUCUGCAAAGGAUAUUGAUUUUGCAUUUGCUAGGCUUGGUGAAAAUGCAACCGUCGAUGAGAUGGUGGACUUCAUUGUUGCUGCCCAAAUAACUGAAAAGUUUAGAAAGGACACAACUGAUAGAACCAAUAACAGUGAAGCUAAUAUUGAGGAGAGUAAUGAUGAGAAAUUGUUCAGGAUUAUGGAUAAGACACUAAGGUUGCUUGAAAUGGGUUUCUCUGAGAAUGAAGUGUCAUCUGCAUUUGAGAGAUUUGGUACGGAAGUUUCAAUUGAUGAACUUGCUGAGUCGAUUCUUGCUGGUCCACUUGCUGGAAAGUUUGUUCAGAAAGAUAAGUAUUCUUCUUCUUGUGUCCGUGAAAAUUACAGGCACAUCACAAAGAAUGAAGAAUAUCAUGAUAUAGAGAUGAAGAAUCAUGUGAGAAGCAACUCACAUGGUCUCACAACUGUAAAAACCGAGGAUUUUGGUGCAGAUGCCUCAUCACAGUCUAGUAAUCUCAACAGGGAUGGUCUUCAAGGAAAGAGGCCGAAAGAAGAGAAUUUUGAUGACUUUCCAGAUGUUGAAUCUAACUUUAGGCAAUUUGACUUUGAGGACAUUCGUAAGGGGAAAAGGCCAAAGCGGGAGUCUACUGAUGAUUCUAGCUCUUGCCUCAGAUCUACAUGGUUGGAAGGAAAAGCCGCCACUGGAAUGAUCACGAAGAAAUCAUUCGGAUUGAAUCCUUCCAAAGGUCUUAAUCAAGUGGUAGCGAAACCUCCAUUUUUUUUCUAUGGGAGUGUCGUCAACCUUUCUCAGGAGUCUUGGGCCAAAAUUUCUCAGUUCUUGUACGCACUUGAGCCUGAAUUUGUGAAUAGUCAGUACUUUUCCGCAUUGACUAGGAAGGAAGGCUACGUGCACAACCUUCCAACUGAAAAUAGAUUCCAUAUCCUACCCAAGCCGCCAAUGACCAUCGAGGAUGCAAUACCCCAUACAAAAAGAUGGUGGCCAUCAUGGGAUACGCGGAAACAGUUGAGCUGCAUUAAUCCUGAAACAAGUGGCCUGUCGCCUUUGUGCGAUAGACUUGGUAGAAUUCUGACAGAUUCGCGUGGGUUGCUUUCAUCUGAACAGCAAAGGGAUAUCCUUCAUCAUUGUCGAUCACGAAACCUUAUUUGGAUUGGUCAAUACAAACUGGCACCUGUAGAGCCUCGACAUUUGGAAUCCAUCCUUGGCUACCCGCUAAAUCAUACUCACUUCGAUGACAUUAACUUAAAUGAGAGACUAGAAUCUUUGAGGCACUGUAUCCAGACAGAUGUGUUAGGGUAUCAUCUAUCAGUGUUAAAGUCAAUGUUCCCUGAUGGACUGACUGUGCUAUCCUUUUUCAGUGGAAUCGGUGGAGCUGAGGUAGCUUUGCAUCGGCUUGGCAUCCGUUUGAAAGGUGUAGUCUCCAUAGAGACCUCUGAAACAAGACGUAGAAUUCUAAAGCGAUGGUGGUGUAAUACUGAGCAAACUGGGGAAUUGAUGCAGAUUGACGACAUACAGAGGCUGACCACUAGCAAGCUUGAGAACUUGUUUGCUAAGUUUGGAGGUUUUGACCUCCUCAUUUGUCAGAACCCAUGCAUUCUCUCUACUAGUCAGAAGUCGGCUGCAGAUGGCGAGAAUUUACCAGGUUUCGAUUUCUCAUUGUUUUAUGAGUUUGUCCGUAUCCUGCAACGGGUAAGGAGUAUGAUGGAAAGAAAUAGGUGAUCUAGUUUUAUUGAUCAGUGUAGAUUUCUCUUCACAAAUUGCGACUACCAAUGUUGUAGUUGUUUUCAGAUGCCUGACAUUUAUACUUUUCGACCAAUGUGGAAGAUUAGGCUGAACUAUCUCAUCAACAAUAUGCAGCUCAAUUUGCUAAUAUUUAUCAGAUGAGUUGAUUCUUCUGCUAA
Messenger RNA from Rhodamnia argentea, 3015 nucleotides. RefSeq names its product probable inactive DNA (cytosine-5)-methyltransferase DRM3. Gene Ontology annotation, molecular function: methyltransferase activity. The coding region runs from base 839 to 2833 and encodes 664 amino acids. NCBI's taxonomy places the organism in Eukaryota, Viridiplantae, Streptophyta, Magnoliopsida, Myrtales, Myrtaceae. Gene Ontology annotation, cellular component: nucleus. The transcript has 9 exons. The record is from RefSeq and is a predicted model, not a curated record.